Messenger RNA from Pisolithus orientalis, 393 nucleotides. RefSeq lists its product as uncharacterized. The annotation marks the transcript as partial. The record is from RefSeq and is a predicted model, not a curated record. Gene Ontology annotation, biological process: protein phosphorylation. Gene Ontology annotation, molecular function: protein serine/threonine kinase activity; ATP binding. NCBI's taxonomy places the organism in Eukaryota, Fungi, Basidiomycota, Agaricomycetes, Boletales, Pisolithaceae. The transcript has 3 exons.
GCAUACCUUGUUGAGGAACUCAUCCACACGUCCUCAGAUGAUGAGUUUGUGAAGUACAUCCACAACAGCAAUGUGGCUCCUUGCUUCCUUCUGGAUACAAAGGCAGAAGAGAUCGCAGACUUUUUGGCCUUCACUCAACACAUACAGUACAUCAUGACUGGUGGUCAAGUAUACAUAUCUGACUAUCAAGGUAAGCUACUGCUUUUGACAGAUUUGCAGAUCCUCACACAUCCUGAUGUUGCUGAAGGUCGAAGACUCUUCGGUGAGGGGAAUGUGGAGAAAGGGGUGGCGCUGUUUGAGAAUCAACAUAUUUGCAACUUGUUUUGUAGAUGGGAAGGCUUUGGGAUGAAGGCUUUCAGCCAUGGAUCGAAGUCUCUUUGUUCAACCACUUAG